Coprinopsis cinerea okayama7#130 is the source of this 1347-nucleotide messenger RNA. RefSeq lists its product as hypothetical. NCBI's taxonomy places the organism in Eukaryota, Fungi, Basidiomycota, Agaricomycetes, Agaricales, Psathyrellaceae. The transcript has 5 exons. The record is from RefSeq and is a predicted model, not a curated record. The coding region runs from base 1 to 1347 and encodes 448 amino acids.
AUGAGUUCCAUCGUCUCAGACGGGCCCCCAACCGUGACAUCGUCCAUCGACCCGAGCCAAUCCACCAGCAGCCCAGCCGACAACUCCACCGACACUGACACCCGACCCGUCUUCCCUGGGAGCCCCAACUCUCCUCCGUUUUUCGAGACCACGGACGAUGGUGUAACCUAUACCAAUACCACGAUCGAUGAUUUCUCGCCUUUGGUUGUGUUUAGCGGGCUGGAUGGGGAGGAGGGCGGGGAUUGGGUUAGUCCGUUGACGGAUUCGGGUAUGUCGGCUGUGAGGCCUGUUCCGCAGCGUCAGUGGUACCUUGGGACGUAUAGGAGGACGGAGGUGAGGAAUGCGAAUGUUACGAUUGAGUUUUGGGGCUCUGAAAUCCACCUCUACGGUGACCGAGGUCCGGCAUAUGGCGCGUUCGCCCUCACGUUGGAUAAUGGUACACCCUCCAUUCACACUGCGUUCGACCCUGAACGUGCGGAAGGACCCGCUCACCACUUGCACUCGCUGCAGGGUUUGUCGGAGGGCAAGCAUGAAUUGGUUAUCACUAACCUCGGGACUCGCGAGGGUUUGAACGAGGGCUCGUCGUUCUUGUUCGAUUACGCCGUCGUGAGGCAGAGAGUCGGUGUCUCCGGCCGCCCGGAACCCAAGUCUUUCGAUAUCUACGCGGAUGCGUUUGAAGAUCGGUUGGAAAGGAAUGGGACGUGGGUCUUGCAUACGAUCGCCGACGACGUCCCUCCUGGCCCCGGUGGAGCCAAGCCAGAGAUCUACAUCGAGAGGGAAACGUUGUCCACCACUGAAGAAAGCGCUACUUUGACGUAUACCUUCCGAGGCACUGGUGUACAACUCUUCGGCGGGCGCAACGCUACCCACGGACGAUACCGCGCUACACUCUCCACCGUAGGAGACAACAAUACGAUCCUGCACUCCCGCGUCUACGAAGCCGCCGCGCCCUGCGAUUUCCCUGAGGCUGAAGCUGAGAACGUGAGACCGGCGUGUGAGUGGAGAGGCCGGGUUCUCAAGUUUGCGGCGGCGGAUUUGGACCCGGGGGUUGAGUAUGAGCUGCAGGUGGAGAAUGUUGGUGGGCCGGGAGGUAGGAAUAGGGUGUUUGAGUUGGACUCGAUUAGGGUUAUUGAUCUUGUUGAGGGUGGUCAACCAGGGGGAGGGGGAGGAAGUGGCAGUGGCAACGGUGGUGGGUCGGGCGGAUCGGGUGACUCCAGUGGUGGAGGAGGUAAUGGAGACGAUGAUGGAGAGACUGGUGCUGCGAGGUUGAAUGGAGUGGAUCCUCUCGUCAACUUCAUGAUCUUGUUGAUGACCUUUAUGGCCUUGUGGAAGGCGAUGAGGCGUUAA